UGCAUCCAACCCCUCUUCCUGUGUACUCCCUGCCAGCUGUAGCGCGAAGAGGGCGGCGGCUCGAUUUCCAAACUCCCUACAGUUUACCAACAGCCCUACGACCCGGGCCCUAGAAACCCCAGAUUAGAAAUUGCGAUGCCAGAAAUCCAUGCGGACGGCGAGCCUCUUCCCGUCAUACCCGACAACGUUACUAUUCCCCAGUUCAUCCUCGACGUCCAUCAUCCUGCACGGCCGGUCCCAACGAAGGCGCAGCCAUGGUGCAUUGACGAGCUAUCCGGGCGCGAGGUCUUUUCGGACGAGCUGCGGGCGCGGACGUUUGGGCUCGCGAACGCGCUGAAGCUGCGUUGGAACAUCGGUGAUAAUGAUGUUGUCUGUAUCUUUGGUCCGAAUCAUAUCGAUUACCCUGUGGCAAUUUGGGCCGUACACAGAUUGGGUGCUAUUGUGUCAGGCGCGAAUCCCGCCUAUACCGCGGAGGAGCUCGAGUACCAGCUUGGUGUGACGAAGGCGCGCGUCCUGAUCUCGCACGCAGGCUCGUUGCCGGUCGCGCUCGCCGCCGCGGACAAGGCCGGCGUGCCGUUCGACCGUGUCGUGGUGUUCGAUGAGGUUCCUGGGGCGAAGAAUGUCACGGUGCACCAGCUCGUCGACGAGGGCCUGUCGCAGCCGCAGGCGUUCAUCGAGCCGAGACUUGCUCCUGGUGAGGGCCGGAAGAAGCUGGCGUUCUUGAGCUUCAGCAGCGGGACGACUGGUCGGCCGAAGGCGGUCAUGAUACCCCACUAUGCGGUACUCGCGAACGUGAUUCAGAUAGCGCAUUAUGUCGGUGCUAAUGAUAAGAAGCGGACAAAUGAGCUGCAGCGGUACCCGCCAGGGAGCAAGGUUCUCGCACUGUUACCAUUUUACCAUAUAUAUGGGCUCGUUGUCGUUCUGCACUUCCACUUGUUUGUCGGGACCACCCUGGUCAUUCCCCAGAAGUUCGAUUUUGAGAGGAUGCUCGACAGCAUCCAGCGGUUCCGCGUCACGCAUCUCUGCCUCGUCCCGCCCAUGGUCGUGCUGCUCUGCAAGCACCCGGCAGUGAAGAAGUAUGACCUGAGCUCGGUGCGCAUGCUCAUGAGCGGCGCGGCGCCCCUCAGCUCCGAGCUCACGAACCAGCUCGCCGCGCUCCUGCCGGACUGCUGGAUCGGCCAGGCGUACGGCAUGACCGAGACGUGCACGGCGGUCACGUUCCCGCCCAACGACCGCCGCCUCGGCUCGCCGGGCAGCGGGGGCGUCCUCCUCCCGGGGUGCGUCGCGCGCGUCGUGAAGCCGGACGGGUCGCUCGCGGGCAUUGGGGAGCGCGGGGAGCUGGUCAUCACCGGGCCGAGCAUCACGCUGGGGUACCUGAACAACGCGGAGGCGACCGCGGAGACGUUCCUCGACGGCUGGGUGCGCACGGGGGACGAGGUCUACUUCAACGAGCGCAAGGAGAUCUUCGUCGUCGACCGCAUCAAGGAGCUCAUCAAGGUCCGCGGGUUCCAGGUGCCCCCCGCGGAGCUCGAGGGCCACCUGCUCGGCCAUCCGGACGUCGGCGACGUCUGUGUCGUCGGCGUCCCCGAUGAGUAUUCUGGGGAGCUGCCGCUCGCGUUCGUCGUGCCGAGCGCGAACGCGCUCGCGAGGAUCAAGCAGGACAGGCUGGUGGAGCAGCGGACGAAGGACGCGAUCAUCAAGCACGUGGCGGAGCACAAAGUGAACUACAAGCACCUCGCGGCGGUAGAGUUCAUCGACGCGAUCCCAAAGAACCCGAGCGGGAAGCUGCUCCGGCGGUUCUUGCGCGACCGCGCGCGAAAGCUGAAGGAGAGCGGCAGGCUCGUACUUCCGACCCGCGGGAAGGCAAAGCUCUGAAAUUCGAGGGUGCCUUCGUGGCGGUGAGCGUCGUCCCAGUGUGCGAGUGCGCCUCCCUUGUCGGGAGAGUCGCUUACAUACCUGCUCGACCGUAGUAGUAUUAUUAGACCCUUUCCGACUGUGGUCCACAAGUCCGAGAUCGUGCGCAUAUAGCAGCAUCUAGACAUCUUGUCAUCGUUACACUAUCGUGCCUGCAACGGGUCUGAUAAG
Messenger RNA from Dichomitus squalens LYAD-421 SS1, 2085 nucleotides. Its product is annotated as amp dependent CoA ligase. Gene Ontology annotation, molecular function: CoA-ligase activity. Gene Ontology annotation, biological process: secondary metabolic process. NCBI's taxonomy places the organism in Eukaryota, Fungi, Basidiomycota, Agaricomycetes, Polyporales, Polyporaceae. The record is from RefSeq and is a predicted model, not a curated record. The transcript is spliced from 14 exons. Bases 136 to 1875 code for a protein of 579 amino acids.